Messenger RNA from Puntigrus tetrazona (Sumatra barb), 1831 nucleotides. Its product is annotated as heparan-sulfate 6-O-sulfotransferase 1-A. Lineage: Eukaryota; Metazoa; Chordata; Actinopteri; Cypriniformes; Cyprinidae. The record is from RefSeq and is a predicted model, not a curated record. Gene Ontology annotation, cellular component: membrane. The transcript is spliced from 2 exons. Gene Ontology annotation, molecular function: heparan sulfate 6-sulfotransferase activity. Bases 275 to 1519 code for a protein of 414 amino acids.
GUGUUGGGAAAGUGGGUGUCGCUGUGCACGCUGCUGGAGGAGCUUCAGAGCGGUGUGUCGAGGACUUUAAACACACUGUGUCAUACAGUGGUGGAAGGAAGGAGACCGCGCCGUACUGGAUCGUAUACCGCAACACUUCUGAUGCAAUGAGUCCGACAGUUUCCAUCCUUAUCCAACGUGUCUGACGCUUCACUUUCCGCGCGCGAUGCUCUGACUGCCGUGUGUUUAUAUAUGGAGACACCCUAAAAAACAGUCAACCGGGAAAUGGUAACACAUGAACCUCCUCACUGGAAGGAACAUGGUUGAGAGGAGCAGUAAAUUUCUGUUCAUCGUUGUCGGCUCGGUUCUGUUCAUGCUGAUUUUGUAUCAGUACGUGGCCCCGGGGAUGAUGAACUUCGGCUCUCCGCACGGGUACAUGCUGGAAGACGAUGCGGAUCUCUUCCCGACUCCUGAUCCACAUUACGUGAAGAAAUACUAUUUCCCCAUCAGGGACCUGGAGCGGACUGUGGAUUUUGAAAUCAAAGGGGAUGAUGUGAUCGUGUUCCUCCACAUCCAGAAGACCGGCGGCACCACGUUCGGGAGGCACCUGGUCCAGAAUGUCAGACUGGAGGUUCCGUGCGACUGCAGACCGGGACAGAAGAAGUGUACCUGUUACCGACCCAAUAGGAAAGAGACCUGGCUCUUCUCUCGGUUCUCCACCGGUUGGAGUUGUGGCUUACACGCGGACUGGACCGAGCUGACCAACUGCGUGCCGGGUGUUUUGAACAAAAAGGAGAACAGGAUGAAAAACCAAAGGAAGUUCUACUACAUUACCCUGUUACGGGACCCUGUGUCUCGGUACCUAAGUGAGUGGAGACACGUCCAGCGUGGGGCCACGUGGAAAACCUCCCUGCACAUGUGCGACGGAAGAACGCCGACGCCUGAGGAGCUGCCCCCAUGCUACGAGGGCACCGACUGGUCGGGCUGCACGUUACAACAGUUCAUGGACUGUCCGUACAACCUGGCAAAUAACCGACAGGUGCGCAUGCUGGCCGACCUCAGCCUGGUGGGCUGCUACAACAUGUCCUUCAUCCCAGAGAAGAAGCGCGCGCAGGUGCUGCUCGAGUCGGCCAAGAAGAACCUACGAGACAUGGCGUUCUUCGGCUUGACCGAGUUCCAGCGCAAAACGCAGUACUUGUUCGAACGGACCUUCCGCCUCAAGUUCAUCCGACCCUUCAUGCAGUACAACAGCACGCGGGCCGCCGGCGUGGACCUGGACAACGACACGGUGCAGCGGAUCGAGGAGCUCAACGACCUGGACAUGCAGCUGUACGACUACGCCAGGGAUCUUUUUCAACAGCGCUACAUGUACAAGCGGCAAAUCGAGCGAAGAGAGCAGCGCCUAAAGAACCAGCCCGCCCUCUUCCCCUUUCGUCGGGGGCCCAGCUCCGAUCCUGCUUUCAGGGAUGACAUGCCGGAGUCCGAGGCGUCCAGAUUACCCACAGAGGACUACAUGAAUCACAUCAUCAAUCGCUGGUAGCAGUGCUGGGGGGAGGGGGACAGAAAAUACAGGUUGACGAGGAGGAAAAGGCUGCGAUCCCCAGGUCAAAUCAAGCGGGAGAGGAGCAUGGCGAACGAGAAAGAGACAGAACUUUAGCGCCACCAUCAAAUACGGCCCUCCCCCCCUUCUGUUGCGCUCCGGAUAUCCUGCGGUCAUCUCGGAAAGGAAUGACUCCAAAUGCAGGACGCUCUUCGCCGAUAUUGCGAAGAAUUUGCUUGUCAGGUCAGAAAUGACUGACUAACUUAAAGCACUGAGCCUGAACUUAAAACUAAGAGGUGAAGACUUCUACAG